Messenger RNA from Auxenochlorella protothecoides, 240 nucleotides. RefSeq lists its product as hypothetical. The coding region runs from base 1 to 240 and encodes 79 amino acids. NCBI's taxonomy places the organism in Eukaryota, Viridiplantae, Chlorophyta, Trebouxiophyceae, Chlorellales, Chlorellaceae. The record is from RefSeq and is a predicted model, not a curated record. The transcript has 3 exons.
AUGGGCAACCAAUCCUAUGUCUCCGACAUCCAGGAAUGGCUGACUCCCCAGCCCAGUCGUCGGCCCGACAUCUUCCCCGAGUUUGAGAAGCUGGACACACCGCUGCCAAAGCCAUUGCCGGGUGACCCGGAGCUCCCUGAUGAGGAGGAGGAAGAGGAGAAGAAGAAAAACCCCAAGAAGGACCCAGAUGAGGAGGACCCAGAGAAGGAGAAGCCUGAGCCCAGCCAACCGGACGAGUGA